AUGUAUCAGGAAUUCUUCCUCGGCCAAGCUGGCAGCGAGUAUCGCCGCCUGAGCAUCGACACGUCCGUGUUUUCGACUGUGGCGCAGUUGAGUUUCCCCGCAGCAACGCGCAUCUACAGCAGCGAAUAUGGCGAGCUCGCGUCGCUGGACAAGAUCCAAUCGCACCCCGGCCCGCUCGAGCUCCGCGUCAAUCCGGAUGGCCCCGUCAAAACGCCCGCCGGGCCGCGGCCGCUCCCCGUGGUCGGCAACCACUACGAGGUGUACCCGGAUGCGCUGGGCAACUACGACCGGCUCUUCGCGCGGUACGGGCCCAUGUUCAAGACGACCAACAUGGGCACGACAAUCUACCACACCAACGACCCGGAAAUCGCGCGCUUCGUGCUGCGCGAGGGCGCCUUCUUCACCAAAACCACGUCGGACCCGGCACACCCACUCUUCUACAUGCAGGAGCAAACGGCCCUCUUCACGUGCGACUCAGCGUCGCCCGCCUACCCGCUCGCCCACAAGUUCGUGCCGCCGGCCCUCUCGCCGCGCGCCGUUGCGCACCACACGCCGCUGGUGCAGGCGGCCGCGCGCUCCAUCUUCCCCGUCCUCGACGCGCUCGACGCUGACCAGCGCGCCUUCAACGUCUAUCAGUACAUGUUCAAGAUGGGCGGCCAAGUCAUCUGGCGCGUCGUCGCGGGCCAAGACGUCGCCCACUUCGCCGCCGUCGACACGCCGCCGACGCACGCCAUCCGCCUCUUUGGCGAGUACCUCGCGCUAAUGAAGAAGAUGUCGCUGCGGCCGGCCUGGUUCGGCCGCCUCCCGUUCGGCGACCCCGCCCGCCUGCGCAAGGUGCGCGAGGACCUGUUCGCGACCGUCGAGCAGGCCAUGGACGCUGCCGUGACGCCCGGCGCCGGGACGCUGCCGCUGCGCGACCCGCUGUCGCAGCAGCGCGCCGCGUGCGUUGCCGACUUUUUGGCGAGGGCGCGCGAUGAGAAGGGCGAGGCGCUGCCGCGGGACGUGUUGCUGGGCAACGUCACGGUGCUGCUCGGCGCCGGCUUCGUGACCAGCGCGUCGCUGCUGUCGUGGGCGCUCUACUCGCUCGUCGCGUACCCCGGCAACCAGGAGCGCCUGUUGCAGGAGAUAGCCGACCACGGUGGCUGCGCGGGCGACGGCGAGGGCGAGAGCCGGCCGUGGUCGUACGACGAGGUGCACAGCUUGAAGUUCCUUGAUGCCUUCGUCAAGGAGACGCAGCGCCUGCACAGCCCGAGCUUCCAGACGGCCCGCAACGCGAAGACGGACGUCGUGCUGCCCGGCGGCUACCUCGUGCCGCAGGGCGCCGUCGUGAUUGCCUGUUUUCCCAGCAUGCACAAGAAUCCGCGCUUUUGGGACAAUCCGGCUAGGUUUGAGCCCGAGAGGUGGAUGGCCGACGGCGUGGCGGCCGAGGCGGCGAGGAAGGGCUUGUAUACGCCGUUUGCCGCGGGCGCGAGGGGCUGCGUCGGGUUUAAUCUGGCGCUGUUGCAGGUAAAGAUGGUGCUGAUUGAGCUGGUGUGGAGGUAUCGGUUCGAAGACGCUUCGCCCGAGCCAGUCGUCUAUGACCCCGAGUUCUUGGUUACGAGGCCGCUGAACUUUUAUGCUAGCGCUGUCAGGCGGACGAAGUGGCCGGAGAAGUCGAAGGUCUAG
This is a messenger RNA of Lasiodiplodia theobromae, 1665 nucleotides long. Its product is annotated as Cytochrome p450. Lineage: Eukaryota; Fungi; Ascomycota; Dothideomycetes; Botryosphaeriales; Botryosphaeriaceae. Gene Ontology annotation, molecular function: iron ion binding; heme binding; oxidoreductase activity, acting on paired donors, with incorporation or reduction of molecular oxygen. The transcript has 2 exons. Bases 1 to 1665 code for a protein of 554 amino acids. The record is from RefSeq and is a predicted model, not a curated record.